CCGCCACUAGGAAAAGGAAGGGGGCGGGCCCUGCGCGAGGCAUCUUGGGAACGCGUGGUAUUCUGGGAGCGUGGGAGCCGCCAUUCACUCGCUUCACGCCUUCGCAGUCGCAAGAGACACCUCUGCACCAGAAAGGAAGAGGAGACCGGAACCGAACUCUCUUCCUGCCGAGAUGUCUAUUGGCGUACCGAUUAAAGUCCUACAUGAGGCUGAGGGUCACAUUGUGACAUGUGAGACAAACACUGGUGAGGUGUAUCGAGGGAAGCUCAUUGAAGCAGAGGACAACAUGAACUGCCAGAUGUCCAACAUCACAGUCACAUACAGAGAUGGCCGAGUGGCACAGCUGGAGCAGGUGUACAUCCGUGGCAGCAAGAUCCGCUUUCUGAUUUUGCCUGACAUGCUGAAAAACGCACCCAUGUUAAAGAGCAUGAAAAAUAAAAACCAAGGCUCGGGGGCCGGUCGGGGAAAGGCUGCUAUUCUGAAGGCCCAAGUGGCCGCAAGAGGGAGAGGACGUGGAAUGGGGCGUGGAAACAUCUUCCAGAAGCGAAGAUAAAUUUAUCUGUUGGACAGAACUUUGCCCUUAUUUUUUUCUUUUAGGUUAUCUGGGUCAGGGGGUGCGUGCGUAUGUAUAUGUCCUAGGUUAUCUUUUGACAUCUUUUUCUUUAGAUCUGGGUAAAUGUUAAACUAAAUAAAUGUGGGUUUUUUUCUUUUUGAGAAUAUAA
Balaenoptera acutorostrata (minke whale) is the source of this 722-nucleotide messenger RNA. RefSeq names its product small nuclear ribonucleoprotein D3 polypeptide (gene SNRPD3). Gene Ontology annotation, biological process: spliceosomal snRNP assembly; RNA processing. The record is from RefSeq and is a predicted model, not a curated record. Lineage: Eukaryota; Metazoa; Chordata; Mammalia; Artiodactyla; Balaenopteridae. Gene Ontology annotation, cellular component: U1 snRNP; precatalytic spliceosome; spliceosomal tri-snRNP complex. The coding region runs from base 173 to 553 and encodes 126 amino acids. Gene Ontology annotation, molecular function: RNA binding. The transcript has 4 exons.